Chroicocephalus ridibundus (black-headed gull) is the source of this 5665-nucleotide messenger RNA. RefSeq names its product RAB23, member RAS oncogene family (gene RAB23). Lineage: Eukaryota; Metazoa; Chordata; Aves; Charadriiformes; Laridae. The transcript is spliced from 7 exons. Bases 209 to 922 code for a protein of 237 amino acids. Gene Ontology annotation, biological process: vesicle-mediated transport. The record is from RefSeq and is a predicted model, not a curated record. Gene Ontology annotation, molecular function: GTP binding; GTPase activity.
GGGAGCCGGGAUGUGCGUCCGGGUUGGGUCGGCCCCAGCGAGCGGUUUCCUUUCGCCUUCCCUCCUUCUCCCCUUCCCUGCCUCCCUCCCUCGCUGAGGCGGAGCCGCCGCCGCCGUGCCCUCUGCGGGAGCGCCGCCCGCCCCGCUCCCGACGGGGGUUGAAUCAGUAGUUUCCUGAAUAAGCCAGAGAGUCACUUGGGCUGCAAAGAUGUUGGAAGAAGAUAUGGAGGUGGCCAUCAAGGUGGUGGUAGUAGGAAAUGGAGCUGUUGGGAAGUCCAGUAUGAUUCAGCGAUAUUGCAAGGGGAUUUUUACAAAAGACUACAAGAAAACUAUUGGUGUAGAUUUCCUGGAAAGACAAAUCCAAGUUAAUGAUGAGGAUGUCAGGCUAAUGUUAUGGGACACUGCGGGUCAAGAAGAAUUUGAUGCAAUAACUAAGGCCUACUAUAGAGGAGCCCAGGCUUGUGUUCUGGUGUUUUCUACAACUGACAGAGAGUCCUUCAAAGCCAUCCCUACCUGGAAGGAGAAGGUCAUGACUGAAGUUGGAGACAUUCCCACAGUUCUUGUGCAGAAUAAGAUUGAUCUUCUUGAUGACUCUUGUAUAAAGAAUGAAGAGGCAGAAGCGCUGGCAAAAAAGCUAAAAUUAAGGUUCUACCGAGCAUCUGUGAAGGAAGACCUAAACGUAACUGAAGUUUUUAAGUAUUUGGCUGAUAAAUAUCUUCAAAGGCUGAAGCAACAAACAGCAGAAGAUCCAGAACUAGUACAUACAAGCAGUAACAAGAUUGGUGUUUUUAAUACAGCUGGUGGAAGUCACGCCAACCAAAAUUCUAGCACUCUUAAUGGUGGAGAUGUCAUCAACCUUAGACCAAACAAACAGAGGACCAAGAAAACCAGAAGCCCUUUUAGCAACUGCAGCAUACCUUAGACCACUUUUGGAGGAAGAAAGACCAGCCCAGCGAAUUGGAUGAAGUUGUGCAAUUGAGUACAGAAUAAAGCCAGCUGUAGAGGUAUUUUUACCAGUGCUUUAGCAAAUCUUGUGCCUAUGGGAUCCUUGAUAGAGGGUGGAUUUAUAUAAACUUGCUGAUGCGGUGUUUUUUUGGUGUGUGGAGUGAGACACCUGCUGGCAAAACACAGAAUCGUUGGUUGCCCCGUGCACUUCGUAAAAAAAAUUAGGCAAGCUUCUCCUUUUUCAAGGAAUUAUUUCCAGAGCUAUCAGCUAGGUAUUGCUGAAUUGCAAAGCACAUGUAACUUCAGGAUAACACUUACCAAUAUAGGUACAGACCAUAACGCUAUGGCCCAAGGUAAAGUAGCAACCUGGCAACUAAAUUUCAAAGAAAAUGUUAAAUUGGUUAGUCAGUACACUAAGAAGAUAAAUGAAGAGCAAAAAGAAGACACUACGUUUUAUGCCUGACUAGAUUAACAUGGAUUCUGGCCGUUCUGUGGGUGCAAUAUACUUGUAUUAUACAUAUGAGUGCUAAGGUAUAUAUGUAAACAUUUGGUACGAAUAUUUAGGCUAAAUUCCAGUGUAUACAUUACAUGGAGAUCAGCUGAUGAUUACAAAAUAGCAUCUUCAAAAAAAAAAAAAUCCUUUAAAAAUGUUGUAUUUCAGAUGAGGGUUUCCCAGCUGCCACUGUGUACGUUUAACUUGCUAUACUUUGGGCCUAAAAGCUUAGAUUUAAAAAUGUAUGGUGCCAAAAAUGCUCCUUCUUCUUACCUAAUGCUGCGCUACAGAUGUUUUUGUAAGUUUGUUUUUCUCAGUCUUAACAGGUUGAACAAAUAACACAGUCUUUGACACUAAUAGUUAUUCAGGAGGAACAUUUAAUAUAAUCAUAUUCCUGUUCAAAUUUGAUUGUUGUAUCCUGUGUUGCCUAUGAAAAAGGAACUUGCAAAGCGGUGUCACAGAAUAUCUAUCUACCUUGGAAAAAUUUUUCAUAGAUACCAUAAACGAAGUUAUGGGGAUCCAAAAAAUUGCAGCUGAUGACUGAAUUACAUUAAUGAGACGUUCUUGAACGUUGUCUCAGAUUCAAAGUUAGCUGCUGGUUACAGAAAAUCUCAUUCUGCAAGUUCAGAGACAUGGCAAAAAUUUUUCAAAGUGCUUAAGUAAUUUUACAGAAUUGAUUUAGAUGUUUAGGAGCCCAAAUCUAAACUUAAGUUAUUUGGGCUUAGGCUCCUAAAUCACUAAGGUGCUUUUAAAAAUGCUAAGCAAGGUAUCUUUUAUUUACCAAAAAUAAACACUUUUUAAUCCUCUUCAAGAGCAUGCAUGCCUUUUAAAAAAUAUCCAUUUUGUUUACAUGUUUUUGUAUGGUAUGAUAUAAUUUUAACUUUCUAGGAUUUCUACAACAAACCUGCCGGUGACAAAUGCAAAAUAUGCUGCUUGAAAAAAAAAAUCAGAGUUUUAAUAGUUUUUUAAACGAUGUAUGAGAAUGAAAAGGAGUUGAACGAUUCUGUAUAUUUUUGGAGGAAGGACUUUUCACUGUGUGAAUUCCUGUCGGAAGCUUGGCUGACUUUGUUUCUAAGUCAAUGAGUAUGAAAACUGAAACGUACUUUUUUUUUUUUCCCCGCUGUCUGCAGGGAGAGAAGUGGGUGGCAAGUUAUGCACAAACACUAAAGAUCUCUGAACUCUGUCUUUUAUGUUUACUGUAUUAGACUUUCUACCGAGUACCGUUGUUUCUUUGACAAGCUGUUAGAGCAUCUCCCGUUGCUGGCAAGAAGGCGGCCUUCAAGGCGCUCAAUCUCCUUUGCCAUGGCAGCAAAACUCUGUGUUCUUCACCGUUAACUUUUCCUAUAUUUUCUCUUGGAUAAAGGCCUUCAUUUUUUAACAAGUGCAUUUCAUCGCUGUAUGUAUGUGUAAAUGGAGUCAAGUCCUAUCUGUCUUAGCAAUUUAAGAAGUAAGGUACUUAGGAUAAGACACGACUGUGCAUCAUGGGGCCACCUUACAACUUCAGGAUGUAGGACAGAAGUGUGUGCAUGAAGAAUUUUGGUGUUUUUAACAUGGAAACUUUUACAUUCCAUUGUCUGCCUGCCGGUUUCACAUUUUUUUAUUCUUUUUUUUUUUUUUCUUGAAAACGAAACAAAACCACAAAGUGUCUGAAACAUCUUUUUUGCCUUGUUUGACUUUGUACAGAGGACUGAAAAAUAAGUCUUUAUUAUGUAUGAUGACCGUUUGUACUAUUACGUGUAAUAAUGUAGACGUCGUAUUAUUACAUAAGCCAUUUGUAUUUAAGGUCUGUCAUUACAAACCACUGUUUGAAGGACUGAAAACUCAGUAGAAAUUUUCAUAGGUGGAGACAAUUGCUAAAUUUAGGAUAUGGUGAAAUUUAGUACACAUACUUUACCAUAGGAAUCUGUAUUUGCAGCGUUGGGUAACUGAGUGUUAAUUUCAUUCCCACCUGAAAUCUGAAGCGGCUCUUUCUUUGUUGUGACUUUGCAGUGCUUGUUCUCCAAUACAGCUGAGAUGGAGACUGUCCAAAUUAGCCUUUUGCUGGAAGCGCUCUGCAUGUACGCUGCUUGAAAAUUAAAUUUUUAUCCUACUGGGGUUAGUGUGUAGACGUAAACUAGAUGACUUGCAUAUUGCAGGAAUCCUUAGGUGUUCACAUUGCCGUUCAGUGGGAGUAACUUUCGCCUUUUGGAUGAAGAGACAUGCCUAAACGUUUAGCACUCACGUUGUCCCUUGUGAAUAAUUUUUAUUAUAAACAUUGCCCCAUUCUCGUUAAAAUACCAUAUAUUUCAGUUACCAAAAGCUACAGGCGCAGAGCUGGUAAUAAAAAUGCCCUUCUCUGUGCACCUGUGUGACUGCGUGGUGGAAGAGAGCGUAGCUGUUAGGCCCGUGGCAGGUGGGCAGCCUGGAUUCCGAGGAACAGAUCUUCCUACCGCAAGACACGACUUUUGCUCUGUGAGACUAAGCUAAUUGCACUCCUCUUUCACCCGUUAAUAUCUCUCGAAUGGCUCAUUGGAUGUAUUGUCUGAAUCUUGCCAAAAAUGCUCUGCUUUCGGCUGACAGCGCUACCACUAGUAGAAAACUUGGGUCAUUGUUAAUGCCUUAGUGACAUGGGCGUUCAGUGAAGAGCAUGACGCUGAAGCAUCUGUGGCUCCCGUGUUGUAUCCAUUCAGUGAAUGGGUGUUCUCCCAGUAAGCAGGGCACCGUUUGAUGCAAAGCGGUAACGCUAGGGAUGUAUUUCCGACUGGAAAUAACAAAUCUCAAAGUUGUAAGACCGAUGACACUAAGACUUUUGUGCUUCUGUGUGUGUGGUUAAUUUAAAAAAAAAAAUUAAAUAUUCCACUUAAAAGACGAUUUUGAAGCUUUCUUAUUUUCAGUGUUUUCUUAAGGCAACGCUUACAGUUUUGAGUCAAAAUGCCUGAUUACCAUACUGUCAGUCUGAUUUCCUGUUUAAUUUUUUCAUGCUUCAGCAAAAUUUGUCUUUUUUUUUUUUUUUUCCCCUCUCUGUUAUUGGGCGACAGUCUGUCUGACAGUACGUUUUCCUUUGCGUCACGUGUGUAGAUGUGUGUUGUGCUAUAGGGACCCGAGCGGCUGGACACGUCGUACUGCCUGGAGGCUGUGCAGGGGUACGUGCGUUGUAGUGUGUGAAUGUGCACUUUGAACCUCGUUAUUCAUCUGUUCAAGUUGAUAGCUACCGGUUAAUAACAGAAUUAAUUACUCGCACUGCAGAACCCUCGUGUAGGAAUUUGGUCCUACAGCAGACUUAACAAACCCACUUCUUGGAUUCCUGUGACGGUACCGAAGUCCCUGCUGCUUUUCUAACUGUUAUCAUAGACCGUGGGCUGACGUUGCAGUUCCUGCACGCUAGUUGUACCUAAGCCAGAGAGCGAGUGUUGUCCAACAAGCCUCAUUUCAUCAAAACUACCUGGCCAGCUUUUUGUAGGAAGCAAACAGUUGCGUGUAUCUUUUUUUCUUUUCUUUUAAAUUCUCAAACAAUAUUGACGAAUACUUCUCUCUGUUAAAUAUGGCAUCCUAAUAGGUUAUUAAAAUUAUAGAAGAAAAACUGCAGCAAUGUUUAGAUUUAAGACGAAAGGUGCUAUAAUAGACGAAGAGAAAACCUUCAAACAGUUCCACGUCGAAGUGUUCUGUAUGAGUCAUCUCAAAGCCAGGUGAGUCCCAGCACCGAACUAGACUCAUGCUCAGGUUUCUAGCAGUAGGGGAAUACUGAUAAAUAACUUCUGGAGUGAGGGUUCGUUCUUCUCUUGCCGACUUAAAGGUGGUUCAGCAGAACCAACUGAAGUUGAUCAGAAAAAAUAAGUAAAAAUUAGUCUGGACCAGGAGAAAUACCACUCUCAUUGUGAGGAUAAAGAUGCAUCGUUACUAAUGAAUGACGUACUCUUAUUUCCAAGUUCAUGUGAAUCUGAAUGGUUAAAACAGAUAAUGUACAUAACUGUUUUUAUCACCAUUGUGAUCUCAAGUAAACGUAAUAUAUUUUUAGAAAAAAAAGUCAACUUACAGUAAAUCCUCAAGUGGAAAAAUAAAUGUUUAAAACUGAAUAUUCUGUGUAUGCCGUUCCUGUAAAAUCCCUACGAGUUAAUUCUGCUGUUCUCUUGUAAGUGCCAUCAGUUGUAUCACGCAAUUUAAACAUGUUUGUUUGAUUACUGUUUGCUCUGAUACAGGUCACGAUGUUUGUGGUUCUAUUAAAUUGUCAGUGUAUUAAUUUUCAAAAAG